GAGAGCCAGGGUCAGCGGCGGGCGGUGGGCGGCGUGUGCCGUCGGGAGGCCGGAGUUUCGGAGCGUGCUGUGCCGCGGCGCGGCUGAGGGCCCGGCGGAGCGAGCCGAGAUCGGUGGGGCCGAGGGAGGCCCCGGAGCGGCGAGGCUCGCGGCCUGAAGGGAGACCUGACAGAAGGAACAUGACAAUUAGAGGCCGUGGACUUGCUUCAGAUUCAUGCUUUUUCAUUACCUAAUUUUGUGAGUUGGCUUUUGGUUGUGUUUUGGUUUUUCUUGUUGCUGGGGAUUGAACCUGUGUGGAGCGCCUGAGCUGUGGAGCUGUACCUGCCUUGGGCAUCCAUGAAACAUUCCUCAGUGUAUACCUUUGGAAGAUAUUAGCACAACUUUCUUUCAGUGAACAUUCGUGCAAGAUGUCAGCAUCGAGGACUUGGCUAGUGCAAGCUUUGCUUAUUUUCCUCACCACUGAAUCUAUAGGUGAAAUUUUAGAACCGUGUGGUUUUAUCUACCCCGAAUUUCCAGUUAUACAGCGUGGCUCUAACUUCACUGCCAUUUGUGUGCUAAAGGAAAAAUGCCUUCGGCAGUACGAUGUAAAUGCUAGUUACAUCGUGUGGAAGACAAAUCAUGUUGCUGUCCCCAAGGAGCAGGUGACUGUCAUCAACAGAACCACGUCCAGUGUCACCUUCACAGACAUCAUCCUCCAGGCUGUCCAGCUCACCUGCAAUAUCCUGUCCUUUGGGCAGAUUGAGCAGAACGUGUAUGGAGUCACCAUACUUUCAGGCUUUCCUCCAGACAUACCGACCAAUUUGAGUUGCAUUGUGCCCGAGGGGAAGAAUAUGCAGUGCGGGUGGGACCCGGGAAGAGAGACCUACCUGGAAACCACCUACACUUUGAAAUCCCAGUGGGCAACAGAGAACUUUCCUGAUUGUCAAACAAAGUAUAACACCUCCUGCAUGGUGAGCUAUACUCCUGUCUAUUUUGUCAACAUUGAAGUCUCGGUGAAAGCAGAAAAUGCCCUUGGGAAAGUCUCCUCAGAGCUCAUCAAUUUCGACCCCGUGGAUAAAGUGAAACCCAACCCACCACGUAAUUUAUCAGUGAGCAACUCAGAGGAAUUAUCCAGUAUAUUAAAGUUAACAUGGAUCAAUUCAGGUUUUGGUGGUAUUUUAAGGCUGAAGUCUGACAUUCAGUAUAGGACCAAGGAUGCCUCAACUUGGAUCCAGGUCCCUCUUGAAGACACAGUGUCUCCCCGAACGUCAUUCACUAUCCAGGACCUCAAACCUUUUACAGAAUAUGUGUUUAGGAUCCGCUCCAUAAAGGAAGAUGGUAGAGGCUACUGGAGUGACUGGAGCGAGGAAGCACAUGGGAUCACUUAUGAAGACCGACCAUCUAAACCACCAAUUUUCUGGUAUAAGAUAAAUCCAUCCCAUACUCAGGAAUCUAGAUCUGCACGGCUCAUAUGGAAGGCAUUACCUCCUUCUGAAGCCAACGGAAAAAUCUUGGAUUAUGAAGUGAUUCUUACACAGUGGAAAUCACUUUCCCAGAAUUACUCAGUCAGGGGUACAGAAUUGAUAGUAAAUCUCACCGAUAGUCGCUACAUAGCAUCUCUGGCAGCAAGGACUAAGGUUGGCAAGUCAGACGCAACGGUGCUCACCAUCCCCAGCUCCUACUUCAAAGCUUCUUACCCGGUUGUGGAUCUUAAAGCAUUCCCAAAAGAUAAUAAGCUCUGGGUAGAAUGGACUCCUCCACCUAAAUCUGUGAGCAAAUACAUAGUUGAGUGGUGUGUGUUGUCGGAUGAAGCCCCCUGCACCCCAGACUGGCAGCAAGAAGAUAACACUGUGAACAAAACCUAUUUAAGAGGCAGCCUGCUGGAGAGUAAGUGCUAUCUGAUCACAGUUACCCCCGUGUUCACCAACGGGCCAGGAAUACCAGAGUCCAUAAAGGCAUACCUCAAACAAGCCGCACCUUCUAAAGGACCUACUGUUCGGACAAAGAAAGUGGGGAAAAACGAAGCUGUCUUAGAAUGGGACCAACUUCCUGUUGAUGCUCAGAAUGGAUUUAUUCGAAACUACUCUAUUUCUUAUAAAACCAUUGCUGGAAAUGAAAUUGUCGUGAAUGUGGAUUCUUCCCACACAGAAUAUACCCUGUCCUCUCUGAGCAGUGAUACGCUGUACAUGGUACGAAUGGCAGCCUACACAGAUGAAGGCGGAAAAGACGGUCCGGAAUUCACUUUCACAACAUCAAAGUUUGCUCAGGGAGAGAUAGAAGCCAUCGUCGUGCCUGUGUGCCUGGCGUUUCUCUUGACAACGCUGCUCGGGGUCCUGUUCUGCUUUAACAAACGAGACCUAAUUAAAAAACACAUCUGGCCUAACGUUCCAGAUCCUUCAAAGAGUCAUAUUGCCCAGUGGUCACCUCACACGCCCCCAAGGCACAAUUUUAACUCCAAAGAUCAAAUGUACUCAGAUGGCAAUUUCACCGAUGUAAGCGUUGUAGAAAUCGAAGCGAACAACAAAAAGCCUUGUCCAGAUGACCUGAAAUCGCUGGACCUGUUCAAGAAGGAAAAACUGAGUACGGAGGGCCACAGCAGCGGCAUCGGGGGCUCCUCGUGCCUGUCGUCCUCCAGGCCCAGCCUCUCCAGCAGCGAGGAGAACGAGUGCGCGCAGAGCACCGCCAGCACGGUGCAGUACUCCACCGUGGUGCACAGCGGCUACCGGCACCAGGUCCCGUCCGUGCAGGUCUUCUCCAGGUCGGAGUCCACCCAGCCCCUGCUGGACUCGGAGGAGCGGCCCGAAGACCUGCAGCUGCUGGACAGUGUGGACAGCAGCGAGGAGAUCUUGCCCAGGCAGCAGUAUUUCAAACAGAACUGCAGUCAGCCUGAAGCCAGCCCAGAUAGUUCACAAAUGUUUGAAAGGUCAAACCAAGCUUUGUCAGGCAGCGAGGAGGGUCUGGUCAGACUGAAACAGCAGCAGGGUUCAGAUCCCAUCUUGCAGCCCUGUGGGUCUGAGCAGCGGAGCCUGUUUCAGGAAAGUUCGGCUGCCCUUGCUCUCGGCAUGGGGACCGAUGGACAAGUAGAGAGAUUUGAGUCAGCUGGAAUGGAGACAGCAAUUGAUGAAGAAAUCCCUAAAAGCUACUUGCCACAGACUGUAAGACAAGGUGGCUACAUGCCACAGUGAGAGACUGACUCCUGUAACUCCAGCAGCGCCUGUGAAGAAGGGCCGAAAUCCUGGUGUGUGACUUCAGAUGAAAACGCAUCUUCACUCCUGGAGAUGAUCAUUGCCCUUAAGGACAGAGUCACAACUGCGCCACCUCCCUCCCAGAGUACCUGGGCUCCUCCUGCAAGCACUACAUGAACUGACUUGGUUCUCUGGAUGGCUGAGGGACUGUGUGCCGGAUGUGCGCGCUGCAGAAAACAGUGUCUGAGAGUUACACAGCUUUUUGUUUUGCUACCUAGAAAACAGGAAAUGUACGCGGGUGGCGGCAUAGCACAGCUGUGCUGGAGUUAAUGAGACUAGUCAUCCAGGUGCCAGGAGCAGACGUCUACACCUUCCUCGGCCAACAGCAUCGUCUAAAAGUGCCAUGGGCCACACUGUCCAGAUUUUGUCAUCUGGCAAAAGACAUAGUCGGGGCAGGCUCAUUUCUGGUUCUGCCAGUUACAGAAUAUUGUCUUGCUGCCUGCUGUUGGUGUCGAUGCUGCCAGCUGUUACUGAAGAAAGGGACGAAUUUUAAAGAUGAGCAGUGUUAGAAUCCCCAUUUUCUUAAUAUUACCCCAAACCUUACAAAAACCUGCUUAUUACUGAUUACCUCUUUCAAAGUGAAUUAAUUACACCAACCCUGUAGAGGGCACUGAUAGAGCUAGCAAUGAACCCAUCUGGAACCCAUAACCCAUCUGGAACAUGUAAAAACUCCUGUUUUUUUUCACCCCCUCUGACAGAGUUUCCCUAUGUAAUGGAGCCUGGCCGUUUUGCAACUCCCUCUGUAGGCCAGGCUAGCCUGAACUCAGAGAUCAGAUCCACCUGCCUCUGCCUCCCAAGUGCUGAGAUUAAAGAUAUGAGCCACCACCGCCUAGCUUAAAAAAUUGCUAUCGUUAAAGGCUUAAGGUGUUGAUACUCUUCUGAGUGUAGAUAAACACACCAAGGAUGAGGAUUCCAGAGAUGGGCUGAGGAAGCACUAUAUACAGAAAGUCUUCAGCUUUAAACUGUUUUAAUUACUCCACCUUAUCUUUAUUUUCAAAAGUAGCAGGAGGUGCUUGCUGGAGGGCGCCAUUCCCCACAGCCACAAGCAUCAUCCCAGAACGUGCCCUGAUCUCAGCAACCACGGAGGUGGUGGAGGUGGCCGAGGUCCUCAUACAGAGCUGAUGAAGCCAGAAGGCUUUUGUUAGUUUGCUGGGUGGGGAUUUGAACUCAUGGCCUUGAACAUGGUAGACGCACUCUCUAGCUCUGAGCUACCUGGUCACACAUCUCAUUAUGUUAUUUAGGCUCAAGUGAUCCUCCUGUCCCAGUUUCCUGAGUAUUUGGGACUUUGGGUAUGUGUUGCCACACCCAACAAAAUAUGGUAUUUUUAAUAUGUGCCUUUUCUGAGGUAGACUUUUACAUAGGAUUUAGGAAUAUCUUAAAGGUAAUACGCCUAGUUGCUUUGUUACGGAACAGUCCAAGCCUCCAGGGUUUAGCACUAAAGCCAUUAAUGUAUUUGUGCCUAACUUCCCAGUGUGGCAUGGAGGUGGGGCAAAGAGUAGACCCUGAGUGUACUCAAGAAGUGACCGAGCUCCACUGUGGCUGAUCACCAGCAGCCGGGCCCACAGGAAGAGUGUGGAGUUUCAGACCGUGGACACACUUAAAUUGUCUAUAAAGGUUACAAAACAAACAGCUAAGAAGAACUGAUACUCAUUCGGUUGGAUGCAGUUUUACCUGUUCCUCUCAGAAUGUUGUUUAUAUUAGAUUUGCUGAUAGGUUAUCAUUUAUUUUUUUAUAAUAGCUAGUACUUUUCUGAGUUUUUUCACAUGUGUAAUCCUUGUGAGACAGUACAUGCUUUGUUCUCCUAUAUAGUUGCCCUCUUGGCAAAACCAAGCUGAAGUUGGUAAAUUGAAAAUAGGGGAUGAGUCAGGCACAGAAAGGUCAGACAAGGGUCAAAGAGCCCAGAAUUCACACUACAAGGUAAUGGUGUCCUGACCAUUCAAGUUGGUCGUCGAAGCCUGGUCCGGGUCAGGGCUGAGUGCGCCGUGCAUAUAACACAGUAAGUUUCUCGUUUUCUCCCUGUAAGUGGUCUAGUUACAUUGCUGUUUUCGUGUUUAGCUGUACCUACUUCCUCUCAAACAGUGCUGUGAACAUUAGUGAGAGGUCCACACUGGGAGUGCUGGUUAUCCAGUGCGAGUUCAUGAGUGAGCAUAAGAGACCUUUGGAGGAGCCUCACGGAAGCAAGUUUGCAUGCUGAUCCCCUUCAGAACGCGCCUCGGUGAUCCCAGCCUCCACCAGCAGAGAGGGUGGGGCAGUUGCUGCAUGAACUCUCACCCCGGGGAUGUAUGAUGGAGUACCUUCCUUUGCUCUAAGAGAAAAGUCAUAAACCUAUCUUCAAGGCAGACUUUGCAGCAUGCUUUAGAGGAAUCUGGAUGCAUGUGCCUUGUAUUUUAGCUAGGCAGAGAAACUAUUCUUUAUAUAAACCAGUCUAAUAAAGCUAGUUGUGCAGUUA
Molecule: messenger RNA, 5673 nt
Organism: Meriones unguiculatus (Mongolian gerbil)
Lineage: Eukaryota; Metazoa; Chordata; Mammalia; Rodentia; Muridae
Gene: Il6st
Product: interleukin 6 cytokine family signal transducer
Exons: 18
Coding region: 408-3164 (918 amino acids)
Biological process (GO): cytokine-mediated signaling pathway
Cellular component (GO): external side of plasma membrane; signaling receptor complex
Molecular function (GO): cytokine receptor activity; cytokine binding
Source: RefSeq, a predicted model, not a curated record